UGGGGAGCCCCGGGCUCACACCGUGCCCACCUUAGAGGAGCCGCCGCAGCCCCCCGGGUGUCCCCGCCGCCCUCUCGGGGGGCUGAGCAGUCCCUGAGUCCCAAAGUAUUGAACUCACUCUGUCCCACCCAGAGGAGGACCUGUCGCAGGUGGCCUCUGGGCCUGAGACCUGAGUACCUGUAGUGAGAAUGCUUGUCUUUCCAUGAUCUGUGUGUUCCUUGUAUAAGUUUCCAUGAUCUCUUUGCUCUUUCUUAUAAUUCGUCUUCCCGGAAUCACAUUGCUUCUCUGAGCAAACAUCACAAAACAGCAUUUCCUCGUCUAAUGUGUGCAGAAUAGUCAAAACAACUUUUCUUUUGUUUUCUAAUCUCACCCCACGUGGUCAAAGAGAAGCUUUUCUGUUGAAUCAGGUGGUUAACAAUUUGCAUUGAUAAACCAUUAACUAUUUUGCUGGUAACAUUCUUCCUCAUUCCAAGAUGAUUCAGUGGGAGAAACCAAGCGAAGGGGAUUUGCCAGAGUGCAGGGUGGGUCUCUCUGUGCAGAACCAUCCCCAAGAGCUGUCCCUGUGCCAUUGGGGCAGCCCCAUGCUGUGGGGGAAAGCGGGAUUUACUUUGCACCAGCUUUGCCAGAUGCUCUGUCUUGUUUCAUUUGUGUUAAAGGGAUGACUGCAUGUGGCACUUGGAGCCAUGAUCUAAUUAACAAGGUGGUGAUCAGUCAAAGGUUGCAUUUGAUGAUCUCAGAGAUCUUUUCCAGCCUAAAUCAUUCUGUGGUUCUGUGACCAAUGCUGUGAGGGCUGUGCUGGUGUCUCAGCACCUGUCACUGCAGCCUGUGGCUGUGUCCCCUCAGUGUGACUCUCCUGCUGUAGCUGUUGGCUCAGUAGUGACCACACUGGUCUCCAUGGAAGCCUGGAGUGGCUGUGGGAGCAGAGGCUGCUGACUCAUGAGCUCACACGCUGGAGGAAGCUGUGCCCUUGUCCGCUCCCUGCUGCCUUGGCUGGGACUGCACCAGCCUGGGUAAGCUUUGGGCUGUUAGACAAACCCAGUGGCGGAUGUGGGGCCAACCAAGUCACCAUCAACAUCGACAUAGCUUCAUUAUCACCAGCACUGGGCUGCUUGUGUGCUUAUUUAGUUGCUCUAAGUUGUCAGCAACAAAAACUGGACACUGCCCAGAGGAGAGGAAGAACAGCUGUGACUGUAGGAACCCCCAGGGAAAGGUGGGGAAAGUGAUACUGUUAAUCUGUGAGACCAGCUUGCAUUCUGUACCCACCUUGAUGGACAAAUUGUUCCUUGUGUUUAUUUGAAUCAAGCAAGGCCGAAAUCAGAUCUUUGGAAAAGCUUUCCAAUUAACAAGAAAACUUAAAUCCUGGAACAAAUUCUGAAUUACUGAGUUGCUGCUUUUGCAGAGAGAGGGAUGUUUUCCAAGAGUGUGUCAGAACAACAUCUGUCAGGGAUCACCUAAACCUAACUGAUGUGAUGCCUUAUUUGGGUCUCCUCCAGGCCAUGAAUCUCUGUGGUAGGUGCAUUUCUGCCAGACAUGAACACCUGGUUCACAGCUGAGAUGAUCCCUGUUCCUGUUUGAUUCUCAGGGACACUUUGGACAAGUCCCUCUGACCCUCAGUAUCCUCAGGCAUUUAUUUCAUCAGAGCAAUUUGCUUGUCAGACAUUCUCCUCCAUUAUUUCCCUAAAUGUUAUCCAGGAAUAUGGUCUGCUAAAACAGAAAUGUGCCAAAGCUCUGGUGUUGUUCCCAAAAGGAGGAAUCACCAGAAAAGCACAGGGACAGCCGCAGUGCUGAGCUCUCCAUCAUGCCUGAGGCUGGAAGGAGCCCUUCCUGCGAUCCCUCAGGUUGUUCCAGAUGGUUUGCCAGGUGCGUGGAAGGGAGUGGGCACUGCUGACAUGGGGUGGCCAGCACUGCCUGCUCCGGGGUGUCCAGCUCAGGGGUGAAUAACAGCCACAGAAAUGCGCGAUAAGCACCGGAACGUCGGGUUCCACCGGGCAGCUGCGAGGUGUGGAGCACCAGAUCUCCAGUGGACAUGGGUGGCUCAUGGAGGAAUUGAAUCCACUUUGAGUCAUAGCAGGAGGAGAAGGACAAACCUGUACUUAAAGCAUUUUUCUUGCCAUGACCCCUCUUCCCACAAAGAUUUGCAGAGAUUUGGGCAGAGCUGCGCUCCUUCCCUUGCGCUGUCCCUGCAUCAUCUUGAUGUUGAUGGAAAGCUCUUUGAGCAUGACUUUGCUUUUCCAUUGCUCCUGUCAAGUGCCAGCUUGGAGUUGUAGUAAUAGUGUCAAUCUCAAACCAAUUAAUUUCACUCACUCCACUGUUGUAACUUUAAACUUUGCCUAUUAUCCAGAAACUCCAGUCUAUUAUGCUUGGUGCUGAUGUGUCCUGGGCAGGCCAGCCCUUAAGUUCUCCUAUCCUAUUGAUACUCAAAUGAAGCCUUGAAUAUUUGACCUACAAAAAUCUGCAAAGAAUCUCAUGUGUGAAACAGUAGCCUUGAAUUGAGGGCAUUUUGCAUGUGGAAGGAGGGAGCUCCUGGUGCUGCUGCCAGGUGCUCUUGCCCUGUUCCUGUUCCAUCCGGGAUGGCAGGGCCAGGACAGGCUCCUGCCUGCAGCAGAGCCCAGCACUGGGGUCACUGAUAAAGGUCACUGAUAAAGGUCAUCUCAACAUAGAUUCCUGUUGAGAGCAGCAGUGAAGAAUCUGCCUCUGUGCAGUCCUGGUUUCCCCUUCCGUCCUCCAGUCCUUGUGCUGUCCUCCUUGGAGUGCAGCCAGGCCUGGAUCCUGCUUCUGCCUUGGCUGUAGGUGGAGCUGGAGUGGCUCUUUGGUAAACAGAAUUAGAGGCAAAUGUAGGAGGUUCCUGAAGUCACCUGUGAGCUGCCUCCUCCCAUUCCUGGACCCGGGCUGCCUGCGAGGCACUUUAAAUUGCUGGUUGGCACAGCCCUGGACACAGACUUCAUCAGCAUGGCACGAGGCAUCCUCCUGCUGGGGCUCCUCGCCCUGUGCGUGCAGCUGCAGGCAGCACCCAUUGCAGAGUUCCAUGGAGUAGCUCCAGCUGGGUGGCCACCACCAGGACAUCUGGCAAGUGCCCUGAGCCUUGAGCCUGGGAAAGAGCCCAGCACAGUGCCUGACAAGGAUGAUGGUGAUGGUGAUAAUGACAACAGCUCCAAUAGCCAUGAAAUGGGGGACUCCAGUAGCAGUGAAACUGGUGGUGAUGGCAACAAUGCAAAUGACUAUGAUGGUGGUGAUGGUAAUAAAAAUCAGCUUUGUGAUGGCAAUGACCAUGAUCAUGGUGACAACAGUGAUGAUGGCGAUGGUGAUGAUGAUAAUGAUGAUGAUGAUGAUGAUGGUAAUGGUGGUGAUGAUGAUGAUGAUGGUGAUGAUGAUGCCAACGGUGACAAUUCCAAUAGCAAUGAAGAUGGUGAUGAUGGUGAUACAAAUGACCUUUCUGAUGGCGAGGACAAUGACAAUGAUAAUGGGGAUGAUGGCAGUGAUGAUGGUGAUGAUGGCUAUGAAGAUGGUGAUGAUGGCAUCCAUGAUGAACAUUCCAAUAGCAAUUAUAAUGUUGAUGAUGACAUCAGCAGUGACAGUUCCAAUAGCCAUGAAGAUGGUGACUACAAUGACAACGAAUAUGAUCACUCCAACAGCAAUGAAAAUGGUGCUGAUUAUGGGGGGUGGAGAUUUUAGAUCGUAAGGGUGUCAUUGCCCUGGGAUUUUCAGAGAUUUUUGGGUUCCUCUUGUGCAGCACCCAGCUCAGGCUGCCAGGUUUCAUAAUUGAUCUGUGGCAAUAAAUGUAUCUAGUGAACAUGA
Molecule: messenger RNA, 3795 nt
Organism: Catharus ustulatus (Swainson's thrush)
Lineage: Eukaryota; Metazoa; Chordata; Aves; Passeriformes; Turdidae
Product: secreted acidic protein 1A-like
Exons: 2
Coding region: 2950-3672 (240 amino acids)
Source: RefSeq, a predicted model, not a curated record